CGCUGAGUGCGUCCUUACGUCAGUGUUGGUCGAGACAUCGCGGGAAGGGGACACGCCGCUCAGCACUCACACCAAUAAUGGGGCAACACGUGUCAAGGACGGACUUUGAGUGGUCCUACACAGCUGAGCCUCACGCCUCCAGACGGAAGGAAAUACUGAAGAAACACCCAGAGAUCAAGGAACUGUUUGGCAAUGACCCCAACUUGAAGUGGUGGGUGUUGGGCCUGGUGAGCUUCCAAUUACUGUCCCUCUUUGUGAUAAAGGACCUGCCCUGGCUGUGGGUCUUCCUCCUGGCGUACUGCAUUGGCGGCACCAUCAACCACUCCCUCAUGCUGGCCAUCCACGAGAUCUCUCACAACCUUGCCUUUGGACACUCUAUGCCACUUGCCAAUCGUUUCCUUGGGAUAUUUGCAAACCUUCCCAUUGCAUUGCCUUUCUCAGUGUCAUUCAAAGGGUACCACCUGGAACACCACAAAUUCCAAGGAGAUGAGAAGCUGGACACUGACAUCCCUACCUGCCUGGAGGCACGACUAUUCUGCACCACUUUUGGGAAGCUGAUCUGGAUGAGUCUGCAGCCACUGUUCUAUGCUCUAAGGCCUGUUAUCACUUACCCCAAGACUCCCACACUCCUGGAGGUCUUCAACACCAUAUUACAACUCACCUGCAACUUCUUGGUGUUUUACUAUUUUGGAGGCAAGGGCAUGUUCUAUCUGGCUGGGGGAUCCUUGCUGGCCAUGGGGCUUCACCCAGUGGCUGGACACUUCAUCUCUGAGCACUACAUGUUCCACAAAGGUUUCGAGACAUACAGUUACUAUGGGCCUCUCAAUUAUGUUACCUUCAAUGUGGGCUAUCACAACGAGCACCACGACUUCCCCUAUGUCCCUGGGAGCAGACUACCCAAGGUGCGGGAGUUGGCGCCAGAGUACUAUGACCACUUGCCUCGCCAUGAGUCUUGGGUGAAGGUGAUCUAUGACUUCAUCACUGACCCUGCCAUUGGUCCCUAUGCAAGGAUCAAGAGGAAGCAUGCAGGUUUUCUCAAGGACGAGUAAUGAGAGGAGGAACUAAAGGAUGUAGAGUGAGUCAUGGGGUGGGACACUGUAUGCCAAAUUUGGUAUGAGAUUGGCACAUAUCUGUUGGUGGCUUAGGGUUCAUGAUGCUCAUGGUUCUGGUUGUAUGAGUGUCUCCUCAGUCACUGUUACUGGGGGAGGUGAUUGGAACUUCAUUCCGAGUUCCAGGCAAGGAAGCUCAUCAUUUUCCCGUUUGGUGAGAUGUUGCAUAAUUUUGUGAUGCUCAGUAAUGUUCAGCAACACUAUUUUAACAGGAUAGUGUUGAAUGGUUAAGGAAAGGAAUCUCAGUAGCCUUUGUUGUAUCUUGAUUGUGACCUGAGAUGGUGAUUCUGUAGCAAUAGAGAAAAAAUUUUUCCUAUUGCUACAUGACACAGCUUGGGUUGAUUCUCUGCAUGUAAGUUAGAUUAUGAUAUCAGUGUAUGGUUGAUAAGGGAAUGGUUGGAUCACUCCCUCAUCAUUAUUCCAUUAGUGUUGCCUUUCUUACCAAGAAUACAAGAUGAUGUAGAGCAAGUUCUUUUUCUUACUGUUUGUUAUAUAAUAGGACAUGCCCAAACAAUUUGUCCUUAAGAACACUCAGCUGGUAAUAGUAAGAGCACCAACUUGCAUUAAUUGAACAUAUUUUGAUACUUGAUAAAUGGUAUAUUACUGAUUGCUUCCUUCUGCAUCAUUCUUGAGGCAUAAUACUGUAGCAAUAGACAUGGGAAUACCUUAUACAUUAGCUACUACAUGCAAGGGUGUAAUGGGCCUGUUGACCUCACACUUGACAGUAUUAGAUCAACUGCCAGAUUGAGCUGUUAACAUCAUCGCACAAAACUACCCUCCUGAGGGAGAAUGAUAGCUUUGUGGUUCCCUCAUGAAAUUGAAACUUGGAACCACUUGUUGGUGAGGAGCAGUCACCUUAAGCUUGUGGUGGAUGAGACAUAAGUGUUCUUAAGUGGCAUCAGGGUUUACAUUGGGAAAGGUUGUUGUAAAUAAUAUUGAGAUCUUGCUACUGUGUGGAAUAAGUUUUCAUUGAUGGAUUUUUAUAUACUUUUUAAAUUUAAGAAAACUUUUUCUCAGAUUCCAGAUACUCAGUUUUGGGAGAAUUUACAUAAUGGGGGAUUAUAUAAUUAUAUCAUCAAAAUUUAGACAGAAUGGAUUUGUGAAUCUGUUCAUCCAAUGUGGAAGUUGAUGUUUUUUUUCCUCUGUGUGUUAGGUUGGCCAUUCUGUAAUAGGUAAAGGCGUGUUCCUGGUUGCUGCUGUUGUCUAUCCGUCAAGUGGGUGUAGGUAUGACGAAGGAGAAGACUGCUUGCUGCAUUGCUUUUUUUCUUUUUACCUAAAUUUAGUCAUGACCAUUGUUGGGCACCAGUAUCAGUAAAAUUUACUGAAAAGGAUGAAUGAUAAAAAUGUUAGUUCUGUGAUUUUACUUUUACCAGGUUUUCAGUGAUUCAUAGCCAUUAUAAUUUUUAUAAAGAUUUAUAUAAAAAUAAACAAAGCUUGAGAAUCCAUAGAAAAUGUUUAUGGUAAUCUGAGAAAAAAUAUUUUCUACAAAUUUUGCAACAACUCGUACAGGGAAUUUUGCCUCAUAGUCAAAUUGAGGUUCAAAAAUGCAUGAGACAGAGAUCUCAUUGUCUAGAACUUCUUUGUGUUUGAUGUUUGUAAUCUAGCUAAUUGUAGAAGUUUGGUAAUAGAGAACUGGGAAUUCAAGGUUUGAUAAAAGAUAGCUGAAGGGUCAAGUUGGCAAUGAUAUCAGAGAACUGAGAAAGAACACUUAGUUGCUAAAAAUCUCAUUUGGCAAAAGUCAACGACAGUAGACAAAUCACUGAAUUACUGGAAAAUUGAUUUCCAGAGAAGGAAGUAAACUUUCAGUUAUAGUCUAAUGGAAAUAGUAAAUGGAUAAUUAUCAGUAAUUGUAUUAUUAGUUUGGUGCCCAACUUUGAUUGUCGGUGUGUCCAAAGAUUAUUGGGUGGGAGAAAAAAAACUCACCUAAAUACCUUAGGAAUUUUCAUACCUAAUUAUUGAAGUAAAGAUCUCUUCAUUUAUUGAAUGUUGACUUAAAACAGCUUUGCUUGUGUUGUGUAAUAAAUAUGCUUGUAUUCACACUUGUGAAUACAGGUGUACUUGAUUGCAUUUGCUUCUUGUAAAAAAAAUGACAGUUUAAUUUAUUCUAGAAAUACAUUGCCCUUCCCAUAUUUUUGUCUUGUAGAACCAUUGAGAUGUUCUGAAUUGUGGGUAUGACCAUAGGUGAGUGUUAUUGCGAUAUCGGGUUAUCAGUUAUCUGAUGAUUAUUUUUCUUAAAUUAUCAAUUCCUUGGUAUCACCAAUACUAGCGAUAAUUGAUAAUUUUAGUUUUUGGUUCCUGCUUAGCACAGGGACAAGCCACGUGUGCCUUGGAGGCAGAAAUAGGUAGAUCUGAGCUGAGAACUGAACAUAUAAUGAAUGGAGUGCAGGGGGCCAGUUUUGACAUCUCAGAACACUUGCUCAGUUAGUCUCACCAGCUAGACUAGAGGUCAUGAGGUGUUGCUCCUGUGUGCUCCCAGUUUUAUGCAUUCUUUGAUGAGCUUGUUUUAAACUUUCAAAAUCAAAUAUAGUAAUUUUACUUGAAACUACUUUUCAUUAGUGAAGAGACAGGAUAAACUUUGAAUUUGAAUUUUUCUAAGAUUUUUUGUAAGUUUUCCAAGAUAAAGAUAAAAAUAAAGAUUUGGAUUUAUCAUUUUUUUUAUUCAAAAUAUCAAUAUCAUUAUCGCUAGUAUUGGAAUUUUGGAUGUAUCAAUUUAUUUGUUAUUACCAUAUCAAGAGAUAAAUUUGUAGCCAGUUAUCGAUUAUCGGUUAUCGGUGAUAAGGUUAUUGUUAUCAGUUUAUCAGUUAUUGUGAUAAAAUUUUUUCGUUAUUGCGCCUACCUAUGGGUAUGACGACCAUCCUGCUAUGAAGAAAUUGUACAAUGACUACAUCCAUGUGCUCCCCAUAGUGCUGGGUUGAGUACAGUGAAGGAAUAUGUGUAAACCUGCUGAUAUUGAUCUGUUCCAUUAUUCCAGGUGGAAACAGUCUGCUGUGAUAGGUUGACUUAGGUUAAGCCUCUCAUUUUGUCACCCCAAGGCUUCCAGAUCAAAUUCUUAAAUACUCAAUGUUAAUGGUGCACUAAUAGGUCUGACUAAGGUUUUAAGGCAUGUUUGUCCAAUUGUUAACUUGUGUGAGAGCUGAAACAUUUCCCAGGCUUUCUUGUAUGCCACUUUGUUGCACUCUGAUGGCAUUUUCUUGAUUUUAUGAUGGGGACGUGUGUUGAUGAAAGGUUUUAAGGGUGAUUAAAUAGCCUCAAGGAAGUGAGGCUGCAGAAUUGUGCCAGCCAUGUACCAAGUCUCAAGGUUUUCACUUUAGCUACAUUGAUGUGGACUUUCAUCUAGUUUUUGCAUCACAGAGGCUUACAGGCAUUGUUAUUGUCAGGCAUAAUGCUUUAAUGUAAAGGGCCUCAGAAGGUCUAUCAGUUUCAGUAACAGUAUUUUAUUUUUAUUAAAAUCUCUCUCUCUCUCUCUCUCUCUCUCUCUCUCUCUCUCUCUCUCUCUCUCUCUCUCUCUCUCUCUCUCUCUCUCUCUCUCUCUCUCUCUCUCUCUCUCUCUCUCUCUCUCUGAAUAUGACAACAUGCAUUCUCAUGAUUUAAUUGUAAUUGGUCAUCAGCUCUGUACCUGGUCAUUCAUCAACCUAUUUUUAGUCUCCAUUAUAAUUUUGUGCCCAUAAUUAUUCCAAAAUCUUUUGAACAGAGUGCUCAUUUUGUACAUGUUUAAGGUAUCUUAUUUGUCUGUUAAUUUUCCAUAAUGAAGUGAGAUGGAUUAUAUUAUACCAUAACAUCUGAGAUACUACUGUUUUGACUCAUUUUACAUGUGCCAUGUGCACAUCUCUGGGCCUGCUAGAAAACUUGUUCUUUGUUUUCUUCAUCUCUACUUCCCAGUACCAGUGCCUUACUUGCCUCCUAAUAAAAGGUAAUUAUGCUUGCAAGUGAGCAAACACAGUUAUUUGCCUAGAUUGACCCCAGAGUCAUUUAAAAGGAAGCAUAUGGCAUGUCCAACUAAAAAUGUUGUUUCUGAGCCAGAACUUGUACUGUAAGGCAGGUAUGUGAUUUGCAUAUAGGUAAAAAUGAGUUCAUACAGUAGUGCAGUAUAUCCUUCGGGAGAGACACCCACAGAAGGAACAAGUAUAAAAUGAUCUCAGUUUAUUUUACUUGAGUGAUGUUAACAUAAUGUUUUUGGUGGUGCUAAAGGUAUUUGAGUUUGCAAGUGCUCGUAUUUUAACAUGAAUCUUAUUGAUAGCAAUAAAACACUUAAGGCCAUAAGUAAGCUAUCCAUGAUUUUAUCACCAGCCAACAUAUUGCAGGGUGGGAAGUAGUAUUAGUGGUAGCACAAAAAAAUUUGUUGCACUUUGGCAGUGUAGGCAAACAUUUACUUCUUUGAAAGCAAAUCUGUUUAGGCUUGCCCCAUUUCAGUUGCUGUCCUCUAUAUGCAGUUAUUUUUGUCUUCAGUCAUCUCUUCUAACUGAGACAAUGUGUGAAUGCUAUGGAUAUGCUUCCUUGAGGUGGCUUGAAUUGAAUGAACAAGGAUUGACGUGUUGUGCAAAACUUCAUUGACUGUUGGAUUAAUCAAUGUUGUCAAAAUGGUAUGGCUGUUUUUGAGAAUACUGGAGAUUUAAUAGUGUCAUAAUACUCCCCUUUGGGAGGGAUGAGAGCUACACACAUCUUGCAAGCAGUGAAAGGUUAGAAUAAACUCCCUUGAAACCCUUCACAUGGUGGGCCUGAAAAUGCACAGCCAAAAUGUUGGGAAAUUAGGUCCAAGGUACCGUCACUCCUGUGCAGCUGCUCACCAAGGAUCAGGUGUUGCUGUGUACUUCACCGUGGAAGACACAUCUGGUAGGGUUUUUGUGAUCAUAUCACACUAUUUUAUUUUCUCUGAAAUGGUCUGCUGCUGCCUUGGAUUCUUGUCACAGCCAUCCUGCUCAGCAGGAAAUAGAGGUUAUAAUUAAUUUGAAUGAGAGAUUAAUUUCCUGCAACUGUUUUGAAGAAAUAUAUUGUCAAAUUGAA
Molecule: messenger RNA, 6110 nt
Organism: Scylla paramamosain (green mud crab)
Lineage: Eukaryota; Metazoa; Arthropoda; Malacostraca; Decapoda; Portunidae
Gene: ifc
Product: sphingolipid delta(4)-desaturase DES1-like
Exons: 6
Coding region: 78-1049 (323 amino acids)
Biological process (GO): ceramide biosynthetic process
Cellular component (GO): membrane
Molecular function (GO): sphingolipid delta-4 desaturase activity
Source: RefSeq, a predicted model, not a curated record